Molecule: messenger RNA, 2172 nt
Organism: Cladophialophora psammophila CBS 110553
Lineage: Eukaryota; Fungi; Ascomycota; Eurotiomycetes; Chaetothyriales; Herpotrichiellaceae
Exons: 2
Coding region: 1-2172 (723 amino acids)
Biological process (GO): mRNA processing
Cellular component (GO): nucleus
Molecular function (GO): RNA binding
Source: RefSeq, a predicted model, not a curated record
AUGGCCUACAAGCGAUCUCGGCAAGCCUUCGAAGCCGAUCUUCAAAAACAGUCUUCGCCCUUCGUCCUGUACGGAACACCCCUGCCUCCUCUAGAUGAAAAUAUCCGAGACGAUGGGUCUUUUGUGCCAGUGUGGAAGCAGGAGGUCACAGAUGAAAGAGGACGGAAACGCUUGCACGGCGCCUUCACAGGAGGCUUCAGCGCCGGGUAUUUUAACACCGUAGGCUCCAAGGAAGGAUGGACGCCUUCUUCCUUUGUCUCAUCCCGGCAGAACCGCGCAAAGGGCGCGCGGACUGUACCACAACAGAAGCCGGAGGAUUUCAUGGACGAAGAAGACCUUCGUGAAGCAGAAGAGUCGCGCACACUUAAUACCUCGUCAGACUUUGCAGGAUUUGGCACGGAGCACGAUGCGGUGCGAAAGACCGCCGCUAUUGACAUUUUUCGACCCUUAGAUGAAACUAUUGGUUCCAAGUUGCUCAAGAGAAUGGGUUGGCGUGAAGGCCAAGGCAUCGGUCCUCGACUUCGAAGAGCAGCGAAAUUCGGCGAAGAAGCGGAAGAGGACGGCGAACCUGCGCAGAUACAUCUUUUUGCCCCAGAUGAUGUCAAGCUGGUAUCAUUCGUGCGCAAGACAGACCAUAAAGGCCUGGGAUAUCAAAGCGACUUGCAGGACCAAGAGGAGACAGCAAGUCAAAACAUCACAACGAAGAAUCUCAGGCCUGGACCCUCUGUCGAAAUCUCAGACGAGGAGGGAACUGCACCGCUGUUCGGCCCAACGAAGAAGCCUGCACCUGUAAGGAAAAGGACUGGAUUUGGUGUUGGGGUACUCAAUGAUGAUGAUUCUGAUGAGGAGGAUCCUUACUCUAUGGGUCCUAAGAUAUCUUAUCACAAGGUCAUUGCGGGUGAAAAGACGUCGAAGUCAAAAUCAAAGAGUUCAGGAAGCGCUGCAAAUCCUCUUGUGAAGACCAAACCCACAUUUAUCUCCAAGAAACUGGCAACUUUGAAAGGAGUUCUGAGAAAGUGUCAUGAUGGCCGAUUGCCACCUGAUGGCUUUGUUCUGGCAGAUGAACUAGACUCCCUGAGCUCAAUGGCCAUAAAGGAUGAGAAGUACAGACCUCCGGAGGUUCCCGAAGGCUGGAAGUCUUCCAUUUCGCCAGCCACGGAAGCAGACACUCCAUCCACAUUUGUCUCAGCAGCUGUGGCGGCCAAGUCGUCCAAUCUCACGGCCAAAUCCCGAGCAUCACUGUUAGGGGAGUCACAACUUCCAGGAAAGUCGGUGUUCGACUUCUUAACACCCGCGACUCGUGAUCGACUGGUCGUUGCAUCAGGUCGUCAAAACCUGCCUGCAGCAGGGAGCGAACCGCCGCCAAGUGGUUAUGAGCCUUCCAAAUCGGCCACAGACGACCUCCAGACUGUGGUUCCUCAACUUGAACGAGAUACAGCGCUUCAAGCCCUGAACCGCGCAGUUGGUGGUUGGAUGCCAUACGCUGAGGACGAAAACAAGCGACAGAGGUACCGAACUUUCCUCGAGAUUCAAGCGGGUCUAAGGUCGAGCGAUGAGCUACCUCGCGCGGAAAACAUGAGGCGGGAUGACUGGGUCCUGGAGAUGCAAGAGUUCGCGCGAGCGGCUGAGGUAUUUAAACCCAUCAGCGGCUUGAUGGCUAGUCGUUUUACUUCCUCAUCGACAUUUCCACAAGGUCAAGAUGGUAAACCUGGCGACACGGCCGGGUCCUCGUUAUUGACCAAGCCAAAGACAAAGCCAGAGGACCCUGCAGAAUCAGCUGCCAAAUUAGGAAUGUUUGGUCCGAUAACACGGUCCGUUAUCAACUUCUACCCUACCAGGCUACUCUGUAAAAGGUUCAAUGUCCCAAUGCCGGCCCAUGCAGCUUCGGGGGAAGGUAGGAAGGGAAGUAGAACUGCCUCUACUGCAGGAGAGCCAGGCCCUGCAGCGACGCAAUUUCGGUCUUUCGCAUCUGCAGGGUUCCAACAUGACGAAGGGUCAGAAGUCGAUAAAAGCCAGGCAGCAGCUCGAUUCAACCACCCGUCGACGCCAACAAUGGUGGAGAAUGAGCCUGCCCCGCUAGACCCGGACAAAAAUGAGGCGCUCGAGCAGCAAAGGCCCGGGCAGGCUGUGUUCAAAGCAAUCUUUGGUAGUGAUGAUGAAGAUGAUGAGUAA